AUGUGUUACAAAUUAAAUAUUGAUGGAUCUUGCUGCCCGGCUCUAUGCACUUAUGGCAUUGGUGGAGUUAUCCGCAAUCAUCAAAGCAAUUCGGUCAUACGAUUUGCAGGAUGUGUCAAUCAAGGCAACCCUAUCCAAAUAGAACUUCUUGCACUCCUCAAAGGCUUACAAAUUGCUGUCAAGCAAAAGCUCUUACCACUCACCAUUGAGACUGAUGCACGGAAUAUAAUUGGUAUGUUAAAAUCACCUGCUAUGAGCUGUAUUAAUAUUGUUGAUGAUUGCGGGUCCUUGCUCCAACAGCUGGAUAGCGCAUCUGUACAAGUUAUCUAUAGAGAGCAGAAUGAUGUAGCAGACAAAUUAGCUAAAUAUGGUGCAACGCAU
Messenger RNA from Nicotiana attenuata, 381 nucleotides. RefSeq lists its product as uncharacterized. The transcript has a single exon. The record is from RefSeq and is a predicted model, not a curated record. The annotation marks the transcript as partial. NCBI's taxonomy places the organism in Eukaryota, Viridiplantae, Streptophyta, Magnoliopsida, Solanales, Solanaceae. Gene Ontology annotation, molecular function: nucleic acid binding; RNA-DNA hybrid ribonuclease activity.